AUGCACCAGCAAGCCCGAGUACCUCCGAGACUUGCCUCGCCGGCAAGAUCGCCGAUGCGAUCGGGUAGCCUGAGAGACGGUGUAUCAGGAUCUCGGCCACGAGCGGGAUCGAAUCUGUCGACCAGGGAUUAUACGAGCUCGCCGAUGAUGGAGCAAGGAGAGCUGCCGCCGGAGCGAGGAGGAGGGCUGCCGGACCAAGGAGGGUUGCCGGCCGCAUCAGUAAGAAAGCUGGAUCAAAUAGUCCAGAACUUCCACACCAAAAUCGCUGCUGUCGUCGUCGCUUCGCGUAUGAAGGUAAAGCCAGUUUACGGUACUAACGGAGUGCCAAAAAUCAAUAAAUGGUUCCAACUUGAAACCGAGGAGAUUGACGAGUUUAAAGAAGAGCUGGGGAUAUGGAAGAACCGUGGUAGCCUCGAGAAUCACCCGCCACCGAUGGUUAUUGAAAUCUAUCUCGAUGCGUCAAGUCUAAAAGAGAGCCAGAGCCUCGUUAUUAUCGAUGAGGAUGGAAAGCGGUGGGAUGUUCUGGAGCAGCUCACUUCAUCUACGUCGUCAAGUGGCAGCGGUUCCCUCACCACGGUGAGAAGGCCUACUGAGGUAAUACUCGAACGGUGGCGGGUGGAACUGAAGACGACACCCGACAGGCCAUUGGACGACUUUGGACCAAUCUUACCGACCAUUUACAAAAAGGCCAUCGUCUUCUUCCGAUCUCUCUUUGUAGCUACCAAGUUAUUACCGGCCUGGAAGUUUGCUAGCCAAAGCGCCGCCAAGAACUCUCACCCUGCUCUAAUUCCUCGAUGCAGGAUCCAUAUACCAGACUCUGAUAGACCAAGGCCUGACCUACUGAAGAAUCCCAUAGAUGGAAGGCGGGACGCAGUUACGGAGUACAUGUUUGGUGAUCUCGAGGUGCCGGUGGGACGGCUAUGCACCAGCGUCAUUUAUCGAAACGAUUGCACAUUCCGCGUUGACGACUCAGAGUCACUUCUAAGCUCCCGCUUCAUGGGAGUUGACGAGAAUUUUUUCAAACCAUCAUUACCACAACGGCACAUAGCUGAGGUUGGUUCGCUGAAGGACCACCGCCGGGGGGUGAGUAUGAACGAUGUCCAACAAACUUAUGGUAGUUUAUCAACUUUCCAUGGUGAUGGACCGAUUGGCACGAGCCCCAUAUCUGCACUUCGCGCUGUCAAGCCGCCUGGUUCAGACACGAGCUCCCCUCCGGCAUCACUGCCUCGCCAAACCGAUACUGGGGUGGCUCCUCAUUCACUGCCAAUAUCUGGAGGGCGAGCAUCUGCGGCGCGGCCUACGGUCCGUGUUGGGGAAGAUCGAAGAAGGCCAUCUAUAUCUUUCCAACCAUUUAAGGCCGGCUCACUCUCUGGAUCUCCUGUUCCCCGACAAAGUGAGCCAGUGUCGCCUGCAUCACUUACUAGACCUAGUUUAUCUUCGCUCCGACAGCCAGGAAACCGAUCCUCAUUGACCGCGGGUAUGCCAGCUUCCCUUCGCGGUGGGCCGGCUGCGGUAAAUACUACCGAUUCCCCUAUAACAGGAUCUCCGCGACCGGCAUCCGCCAGUCGAUAUAGCAGCAGUUUUACGCAUCGGAAAGGACGUUUAUCGAUUGGAGCCACGAGCCGGGCAGGCGAUGAAGAACAGGGCAGCAGUGGAAGGCAGAGCCUGGCUUCGUCAAUUGUGCAACCCGGCUCUGGAUUUCUUGCCGAGGUCGGGGCUGGGAGCUAUAGCUCUCUCCAGACUGAUGAAGAUGAUAUAUCCGACUUCCUAAAGGCUCUAGAUAGCAAAAAGGUGCUCAAGUCAUUUGAACCGACAAAGAAGGGAGAGUCGGCCACGAGCAGGACAGUAGCUCAGCUGUCCAAAUUCCAUAUGAUGAAGGACUCGAAUAAUGCCCUUACAGAGUCAAUGACAUCCUCUAUGCAGCUCAACCGCUCCUCGACCGUUUCCAGCAGACAGCUCAACAAUUUUGCUGGCAUUAGUGGACCGAUUUCAGUAUCUACAUCUACCUCUCCUGGGAAGCCGGUGUCACCGCACACGCCACACACCCCUGCGAUACCGUCUCGCUUGAGCGAGAACUCGAUUAUUGACUAUGCCCCACCCUACAAGAGGGUAGAGCCGCCAGCACGAGAGUCGCCGUCGUCCAAGGCUACUGGAUCUCAGAGACAAGGCACCAUGACUCAAGAUGGCACGACUGCAAUUGACAUUCCCCUGUCUCCUAGGCUAGGCACAUACCACCGCCGAUCCAGCUCAGUUGCUCAGCAGGUUCGAGCUAUAACUGACGAUGAAGAGACCGAUUUGCCAUUCGCCACACAUCGAAGCAUUAGUCUCGGAGCAAACGACAGAGAACCGCCAACCUUGAGCACUCUUCUCGGCCAACAGUUGGAAAGGGAGUGCUCCGGACAGCAGGAAGGCGCAUCUACCGCGCUUCGCCCAACAGCCGAAAUUCCGAUUCCCGAGUCAUCGGAGAUGAUUCAGCGAGGCUCAGCGAGUGAUACACCACCAGAUGGCUUUAUUUCAGCCUCCCAGUCAAGCUCUUCCUUUCAGCGACGGCGGUAUGCCGGCAUGACUGGUGGCCGCCGAAACACGCCUCGAGGCAGCUUCAAUGGGUCGACUAGUAGGCUUGGCCGUCCAGAUGAAGAAGCUGUUGGUGAAGAGCCGUUGGUAUUCACUCUUUCUGAGAUGGAUGCAAUGGGAAGGCGAAGUUUAGAAGAGCGUCGCGGAAGCGGUGCCGCGUCCAAUGAUCGACCAACCUUUGAGCCACGAGGUGUAACUCGAAGAGGAUGGGCAGAGUGA
Trichoderma asperellum CBS 433.97 is the source of this 2793-nucleotide messenger RNA. It is a transcript of the gene ATG13, whose product is annotated as autophagy protein 13. NCBI's taxonomy places the organism in Eukaryota, Fungi, Ascomycota, Sordariomycetes, Hypocreales, Hypocreaceae. Gene Ontology annotation, biological process: protein localization to phagophore assembly site; piecemeal microautophagy of the nucleus; autophagosome assembly. Gene Ontology annotation, cellular component: Atg1/ULK1 kinase complex; phagophore assembly site; cytosol. The record is from RefSeq and is a predicted model, not a curated record.